CUGUAUGUAUGCAGCAUUGCUAAUUGCUCUGUGAGGUUUUUUUGAUGUUGAAAUUGUGGGAUUCCAGAAGUCCCCUUGGCUGACAGCACUAGGCGGUGGCCGUCCUCACAGACCUGCGCCCAGUGUCCACGUGGUACUCGGCCGUUGGCUGGCACUGGAAGCACGCGUCUCCUCGUCUUAAGUCUCGUCCUGUCGUGAAGACGUCUUGCCACAGCCUCACACACACACACACGCGCACACACGUGUCCACCCGGGCCUUCCGCUCUGAUGGCCAACCUCUUCUCUCUUCUCCUGCUCCUCACCCUGGGUAUCCAGCUGGCUCCCUGUGGUGGUGAUGAGGUGGACAACUGCGCCAUCUGUCGGUACAUCACCUUCAGUCGUCUGCUCGCCACCUGCAUCGUUCACCCCUGUGGGUUGCCUCCCCAGCCCUACAGGAGGCGUCACCCAUCAAGCGAUCACCUCCUGCGACUGGAAUGGCACCAAGUCAUCGACACGGCAUGUGCCCUCGGACUGGUGGCGCCCUCUUGGUCUUCUCUUCUGGUUCCACUCUCAUCAGAAGCGGGAUGGCCCGAGCCAAUGGCAGUAGGCAGCCACGGGACGGACACCGGCAUCCUAAGAUGGUCACCGGCAUCAGUGCCUACAGAUUCUGUGCACGCAGCAUUUCCAUCUGGUUCUGUUGACUGAACUACAUUUAGACAGUGAAGGUUCACAUUCUUGUCCCCUCAAGUUUUUUUUGUUUUUUUUUUUUUUGAGGAGGCGGCUGUCCUAUAUAUGGUUAUCUUACUAAAAAGAAAAAAAAAAAGAAGAGAUAAACUCGUAUUAAUCAACAAUUGAAUAGCUCCCGUCCAACAGCUUCUUAGUUGCUAUCAACCUUUUUAAAACGCAAAUGAUUAAAAAUAACUGUCCAGUAAAAAACCUUUUCGACUGAAUACAAAAAGUAUGUUAUAGUAUUCCAGGAAUAUAGUCUGUUUAGGCUAAUGCCAGGGACAAGAAUACACUAUCUGUUCCUUUCGUGUCAAAACGUGACAAUAAAGACUUGAACACUG
Messenger RNA from Pomacea canaliculata, 1046 nucleotides. RefSeq lists its product as uncharacterized. The record is from RefSeq and is a predicted model, not a curated record. The coding region runs from base 268 to 684 and encodes 138 amino acids. Lineage: Eukaryota; Metazoa; Mollusca; Gastropoda; Architaenioglossa; Ampullariidae. The transcript is spliced from 3 exons.